GAUCACGUGACUUCCCGUCAUCCCACACGGACAAGAAGGACAAGAUGGCGACGAUGCUGACAAACGUACUCCGGACGGCUGUCCGUUCCCGCCUGCAGGUUACCCCCGCCAGGCCGGCUUCUGGGGCUGCGCCUGCCGGAGGAGAGCACUCAGGUGGCAUGGACCUGUGGAAGAAGAUGUCUGUGUUGGUGGCCCUGCCAGCCCUGGUUAUCUGUAUGCUGAACGCCUACCUGAAGGAAAAGGAACAUCACGAGCAUCCUCGGCCAGAGUUCCUCCCAUACAACCACCUGCGAAUCAGAAGCAAGCCGUUUCCGUGGGGCGACGGUGUGAAAUCACUGUUCCACAACCCUCACAACAAUGCACUGCCGGACGUCGGCUAUGAGGACGAGCACUGAGUAUCUGCUGUCAGUUAACCCUCUGCAUUCCCAUGGGGAGAUGGUCAGCAUUCUGCCUUCCACAACCCACAUGUCAACGCCCUCCCCGACGGCUAUGAAGAUGCAGAGGAAUAGAGACAGCAGCCUCAGUUAUCAACCAAGAGUUUAACAGAUUACACAACUCCAUGUCCUAAAUCUCAAAGUUAUCUGGAAGCAAUUUAUGUAUCAGUAGAAAAUCUAUGGUGUGGUCUGAAUCAAGUAGAUUCCACCUUUCUGUCUGCUGCCUUUCAGUGGUGUGUUUUCUUUGAGACCCAUGUGUGCUAAUGUAAAAUAAAGUUGCAAACCAUCCCAA
This is a messenger RNA of Branchiostoma belcheri (Belcher's lancelet), 726 nucleotides long. RefSeq names its product cytochrome c oxidase subunit 6A, mitochondrial-like. The coding region runs from base 45 to 395 and encodes 116 amino acids. The transcript is spliced from 4 exons. The record is from RefSeq and is a predicted model, not a curated record. Gene Ontology annotation, molecular function: enzyme regulator activity. Gene Ontology annotation, cellular component: mitochondrial inner membrane. Gene Ontology annotation, biological process: mitochondrial electron transport, cytochrome c to oxygen. Lineage: Eukaryota; Metazoa; Chordata; Leptocardii; Amphioxiformes; Branchiostomatidae.